AUGGAUGAUACAGCUUUUAGAAAAUUAGUAAGAUCUUUAAAUAAAGAGCAAAAGCUUUUCUUUUAUCAUGUGUUGCAUUCCGUCAAAGUAAGCUACAAACCACUCAGACUUUUCUUAAGUGGGGGGACUGGUGUUGGCAAAAGCUGGCUUACAAAUGCUUUGUAUGAAGCACUGAUUAGAUAUCUCAAUAGCGUUGCUGGCGAAAACCCAGAUGAUGUAAAAGUUGUAAAAGUAGCUCCAACCGGGAAGGCUGCAUUCCAAUUACCAGCAAAUAGAGGAUGGGAAUACUGUACUCUUAAUAGUGAUAGGUUAAAUACUAUACGAUCAAAACUCAGAAAUCUUAAGAUCAUUUUUAUUGAUGAAAUAUCAAUGGUGGGAAGCGGCAUGUUUAACUUUUUGAAUUUACGUCUGCAGCAGAUUUUAGGGAGCAAAUUGCCAUUUGGUGGCGUUAGUUUUAUCACUGUUGGAGAUUUGUUUCAACUUCAACCAGUAUUUGACAGGUGGAUUUUUGAGAAUGACAAAUCCAACUAUAGCCCCUUAGCUCCUAAUUUGUGGCAGACCUAUUUUGAAAUGUAUGAACUACGCCAGAUAAUGAGGCAAAAGAAAGAUAAACUUUUUGCUGAACUGCUAAAUCGCUUAAGAGAAGGAAACCAUUCUCAGGCUGAUAUCGUAACAUUAAAUGAAAGAAUUGUAACCAACAUUUCGAAUAAUAACUGCACUUACAUGUACUUAACUCAUUUAUUUGGAACUGAUGCUUUGGUUAACCUACAUACAGUAAUAAUGCAAUUUUUUCAAUGUCAACUAAUGAAAAAGCACAGGUACCAGCAGUUGAUAUUGUUGUAAGGGAUAUAUCUGAACAGCUAAAACAAAAGAUGAAGGAAAAAAUCCCCAAUGAUCCCACCAAAACAAUGGGCUUGUAUUCAAUUGUAUUUGUUACAGUUGGAGCAAAAUAUGAUUUAACAUCUAAUGUAUCAGUUCUUGAUGGAAUGACCAAUGGAACUGAAUGUACUGUUUGCAAAAUUGAUUACCGAGUAACAAGCUCUAAUAGACCAAGUAUUAUUUGGGUUCUAUUCUCUGAAGAUACUGUAGGAAAAAGCUGUCGCGAAAGUCAUCAGCAUUUGUACAAUGCAGGAGUAGCAGCAACAUGGACCCCCAUUCUAGAGAUUACAAGACAGUUUAAAGCUACUCGAAACAAACAAGUGAAUAUUUUACUUAGCCAAUUUCCAAUAGGCCAUCGAUCUGCAGCAAAGACGAUUCAUCGCUGUGAAGGAGAUACUCUUGACGAAGUAGUUGUUGACUUUUCUCCCUAAACAAGAGAGCACGUGCAUUAUGUGGGGCUUAGUAGAGUAAGAAAUAUUGCUUCUCUCCACAUUCUUUGUUUAAAUGAAAAUAAAAUAAAAGUAAGCCCAAAAGUAUUAGAGGAGAUGCUCAGGCUAAGGUCGAACAGGCUUCUUAAUAUAUGUCUUCCAUCGUUAGAUAGCGUUUGCUAAAAAUACAUUUUCAAAAUGUAAGAUCUCUUCACCUUCAUGUUGAUGAUGUUUUGACUGAUUUUAAUGUUCAGGCAGCUGACAUAAACAUAUUCGUUGAAACAGCUUUAUGCUCAAAUGACAAUGAUGAUGAUUAUUCUCUUGAAGGAUUUGAUCUAUUUAGAAAUGACAUUGAGCCACAAAUUGUUACCCGAACUCCAUGUGGAAGUGCUAUUUAUAUUAAGAAUUCGUUAGAUUGCAUAAUACUUCCAUUCAGAUACAAUUACAACAAAGUAGAGAUAACUAUAACUGUGAUCAACCAUCCUUCGUCAAAUGGGCAUGUUCAUAUUGUUGGUAUAUAUCUUUCCCCAACUAAAGUUAAAUUUAGUCAAUUUAUUGAAGCAUUAGAUCAUCUCCAAACAACUCAUCUUGUGAACCAGCAAGCAAUUAUUUUUGGAGAUUUCAAUGUUGAUUUAAGCAAGAAUUCCCAUGAAUACAAAGCUCUUUUAUCAAAUAGGUUCAAUCCAAAGGUUAUACUCAACUUAUCACUAAUUGUACAACAGAUUACCAAACUCGAAUAGAUCACAUAUACACAAAUAUUCCAAGGUUAAUAUACACUUCAGGUGUUCUUGAGUCAUAUUAUAGUGAUCACAAACCAAUAUUUGCUUGCAUCAGACUGUAACUAUUACUAUAAUAAUGGUUUUUAUUUUUUUAACACAGGCUGCAGGCGAUUAUGGAUUGCAAUAAUGAUGGUAAGUUGCUAUACAUACAGUGGACGGUGAAUUUAUGUAUUUGAAUAUUUGCAACUUUGUAAAUAAUUUAAAUUAAGCCUUAAAAUGGAGAAGUCAAAUGUCCGAAACGUAGCAAAUGAUAAAUUAUUUUUAAAACCUUUCAUAUUAUCCUACGGAUUUAUUGAAUUAAAACAGAAAGAAUAUUAUAAAGAAAAUUAAAUUUUAUAGCAGUAAUCCACAACAUUUUGUACCUAUAAAUGGGAUUUGGUAUUAGACCAUCAUCAUUUUCAAUUUGCUUAAAGCCAAUUAAAUUAAAGCCCCAAAAUCUAGAUAAUUGAGAUCUAGAGAUCCCAACACAGUAUGUGCAAUUAAAGGUAAGAGUAAUUGUUAUAGUAAUAAUAAUGAGUUAUAUGUAUGGAGUAAUGAAUAUAGUAUUUACUAUUUAAUUAAUAAAUAGUAUUUAUUUAUUUUAUUCACCAAAUUCUUUCUUACUAGAACAAACUACAUCAUCACCCAAGUCAAAGCCAGAGAACUUACAAACAGGUACUGCAAAAGUAAUUGUUUUAAUGAACAGGGUUGCUGCGUUGUGUUGUGUUGUGUUGUGUUGUGUUGUGUUGUGGUGAGUAUAGUAACUGAAUGUACUGUAUAUACAUCUAAAUGUGGGCAAGUAGUUUGUUUCAGUAAUGUAAAACUACAGUGAUACAUCAGAUUAAAUAAAUAUUACUCUUGUCUCUAUUUUAUUAGAAAAAUCUACAUUACCACCAACAACACCGCCUACUAGGUGGCCUACUACACCAACAAGGCCAAACAGAACAUCAAGAACGAACAGUUUAGAAAUGCCAAGUAAGCAAUUUCCCUGUUUUCUACUGUGACACAAACUCUAGUUGCUGCGGAGCGAGGCUGAGCGAGCGAAGUAGCAGUCUAAUUUGUGCAGAGAGGCAUCUGUUCAGUAAUUGUUUCUAGCGCAAUGCAUUGUGAUCGUGCUCAGUUGUUGUGCGCAGUACGCAUCCACCCGAUUUUACGUGCUUUAUCCACCCGAUUCCAUGUGCUUUGACUCACUAUACAGUUUAAUACUAUGUAUAUAUUAAUGUGGUAAAUGCGGUAAAUACGUUUUACGAAUGCUUAGUCGUUUGUAUUUAUACAAUUAUACGCCUACUGAAGCAGCGCGUAAUUCAAUGGAUUCUACUUGGUCUUGAAAAUAUAUAUUCUUGCUUAUAUGUUUAUUCAAUCAGCUGUGAUUGCCCUUUAAUCCCUGGUCUUGGCAACAAAUGCAUUGCUUUUUCUCAGUUACACUCAUGUCCUGAAUCGAUUUUGUAUCCUUAAGCUUCGGCCACAGUGUGAGUAAUAACUGCAUGUGCUUUAUAUAAUUUCUACUAUUUAGUUCUGUUUGCUCUUAAUGCCCGCAGCAAUCCCUAGUACCUUGCAGGUACCCUAGUUUAAUUUUUACUUGUCUUUUAUCUUAACAGGUAGUUUGGCAAUUGCUUAUCUGCAUAACCUAUCACCUAUUAAAGAAAGUGAAAAGAAGAACUCUUAUUUCAACAUGAAAUUACAGACUCGCAAACGUACCUAUAGGGCUGUAUGCUUUGAUUCAGAGUUACAUGAUGAAUUCAAUACCAGAUACGAAUCAUCAUCACCUAUAAAAAUCGCCAACUGCCAGAUGAAAGUCAGCCCCAGAUCGAAUUUUGAGGAAAUUCUGAUAAACAAGAGAUCAAGAAUACUGGACCCAAACGAGCAAGAGGUUGAUUUUGAUAUCGAUGUAGACCAACGCGAACCUAAAUAUCAAGGAGUCCAAGUGUCUGUUCACGAAAUCAAAAAUCUAAAAUCUGGAACACUCUUGGAUGUAUUUGGACGAAUAACUUUUCAAGGUGAACCUCAAUUUGUCAACAUCAGAGGAAACAAAGUUAAAAUGGAAGAAGCUGUUAUAACAGAUGAUUCUGCUACAGUAAGAUUGGUCUUAUGGGAAGCAGAUAUCAGCAAAAUAGAAUCACACCGUACUUACUAUCUUAAAAGAGCUAUUGUGAAAGACUUCAGCAAUCAGAACUACAUUACCCUUAAUAAGCAAACAGAAAUAAGUGAAAGUCAACGAGCCGUCAAAAGAGUGGAUGAAAAUGUUGUCAAUGCCGUUCAGCAUUUCAUCAUACCUUGCCCACCGGAAGGAGUGCAAUCCGUUCACAGAUAUGUUCUAUGCAAAAAGUGUCGAAAGGUUCUGAUAAACAGUAACAGGAAGCUAGUGAAGUGUUCUGCUUGUGGCCUAACCCAACUAAAAUCAAACUACAAGCCAGAAAUACAAGCCACUGCUUUCUUCAUUGACAAAAAUGGUACCAAAUUCUCCAUUCUUCUGAGGGACGGUAUUAUUCAAAAACUCUUCCAAGUAUACAAAUCUCAGACAAAUGACAAGCAACAUUUCGAAUUCGACCAACUAACGGAUGAAGACAUCCUGGAAAUAAUUCUUUCCAUUUCCGAAGUCAAUCUUACGUAUAACAACAACAAUGUAGCCCAAGAUGUAAUAGUAAAACAGAUACGCAAACAUCAUAAGAACAGAGAAGAGCCUCCUGUUAAAAUUAGAAAUUUGGCAGCCAGUUCACAGAAAGACGAUGACAACCUCCUACAAAAUUUGGGAAAUGAUGAUGAUGAUAGUACGGUAGCAAAUAUCAAUCUAGAUGAACAACUAGAUUAA
Paramuricea clavata is the source of this 4874-nucleotide messenger RNA. NCBI's taxonomy places the organism in Eukaryota, Metazoa, Cnidaria, Anthozoa, Malacalcyonacea, Plexauridae. The record is from the annotation of a GenBank genome assembly.